Messenger RNA from Closterium sp. NIES-67, 1735 nucleotides. Lineage: Eukaryota; Viridiplantae; Streptophyta; Zygnematophyceae; Desmidiales; Closteriaceae. The record is from the annotation of a GenBank genome assembly.
GCGGGUAUUGGGAGAUGAAGGGGGUGCAGGCGAGGAGGAGAUGGUGGCAGUGCAGCAGCGGGGAUUAGAAGUGGAGCAGGGACCGCAGUCUGAUUCAAGACCGUAUCACCGUGGCAGUCCGAAUCAGACUCAGACUCAGUCCGCGGGUCAGAAUAAGAAUCAGAAUCAGAAUCAGAAUCAGAAUCAGAAUCAGAAUCAGAAUCAGAAUCAGAAUCAGAAUCAGAAUCAGAAUCAGAAUCAGAAUCAGAAUCAGAAUCAGAAUCAGAAUCGUGCCUCGGGUCAGUUCAAGGCGCCAGCGGAUCGUCCUCACAGAGUGAAGGUGAAGCGGGUGCAUGUGCACACGUCAGCAGCACAUGCCGACACAUCAGCAGCGCACAUCCACUCUCCAGAUGCACCUGUGGGAGCCUCCAAAAAACGCCCGCGAGAGGGAAUGGAGGCAAUGGCUGCAGACCCAGCGGACCCUGUCUACCCAGUGGACCUAGCAGGCCGUGCCGCUGCGCUAGAAGACCCUGCCGCUCUAACAACCGCUGGUACCCUCACAGAUUCGUCUGCUCCAGCCCAGAAGCAGUACGUGUAUGCCCCCAGCUCCCCAGGCGGCCUCAUGCACUCUGGUGCGGCAGCAGCCGCCGACUCAUGGAUCAUCAGCCACAGCCCUGCGCACAAGCCCACAUCACCAGCGGGAGGAGCGAGCAGUGGGAGCACCCUUUGCAACACCUAUGCUAGUACUGCUGGCAUCACAGGUGGCAGCACUGGCAGCACGUUUGGCACCAGCUUUGGCGGCGGUGGUUCCUUAGGCUCCAGGGAGCAACUAGGUAGUAGCAGUGGCGGCUGCACUGGUGCUGUUUCUGGUCUUGCUGCUGCUGCUGCUGCUACUGCCGCUGCUGCUGCUGCGGCUGCUGCUGUCUUCCCUUCUGGUGAUUACAGUGGCAGUGGGUUUGGUGGUGCCUCGUUUGGUUCGGUGGCCCCGGGCAUGUUUGGCGCAGGAUCGGAGCUCUACGGGCCUCCUUUGAGCCCAUUCCCGCACCUAUCCUCCUUCCCGUCUCCCUCUUUGCCCUCCUCCUUUCCCUCCCCGUCCCUCGCCCUCCCCUCGCCUUCCCUAACCAUGUCUCCAACCCCGUACACGCUACCAGCGGCCCACUCCUCACCUGCUCACCACAUCCCCCCAGCCUCACCCGUUACAGAUGCACCCGUUACAGCGUCGCCUUAUGGAAUAAUGCAAGAAAUUCCGAGGGAAGGAAAUGCAGUGGGGAAUGAGGGGGAGGGGUGCGAGAGGCCAGAGAGUGAGAGCAUCCGGCAGGCUAACGAAUGGAUGGAUGUGGAGGAAGUGAGUGCAGAGGCAGAGCUGGGAGGAGCCCAAGCAGUGCAAGCAGCACAAGGUGCUUCUGACCUACGGAAUGCAGCGGGUGCUGCUGGCACAGCUGCUGCUGACGUAGCUGCUGGUGACGCAGCUGCUGCUGACGGCGUGGCAAGCGUGUAUGCCUGUGAUGCUAGCAGAGGAGCAGCAGAAAUUUUCGCUGGUGCUACUGCUUCUGUCGGUACAGGUGCUGCUCCCAGCAGCGGUAGGAGCCCAGUGGGUCUUGAAUCUCCAGAUUUGGCUUUGGCGAGCAUGGGAAGCUAGGUUGGUGGGGCAUGAGUUGGGGUCUGGAGAGUUGGUGGGGAGGGGACUAGAUAUGGUGUGAUAGUAUCACCUACGCUAAAAUUGUGAUCAAUUACAAUGCGUUGGUAGCCUAAACCG